CACCCGUCAAUCCCGCGCGGAAGGCGGGGCGCGGCGCCCAGCGCUCCGCGCGUUGCCGGGGCAACGUGACGCCAUCGCCGCGCGCCGGUCGCGCCGACGUCACUGCGGCGCGCCCGCGGCGGCGGAGGGGGGGACAAGAUGGCGGCGCGCGGCGAGGACCGGGAGGGCCCCGAGGCCUCGGAGGGUCCCGAGACGCCUUCGCCGCCCCCGCCGGGCCCCGGCGGUGGCGUCAACGUGUUCGCCAACGACGGCAGCUUUCUGGAGCUCUUCAAGCGCAAGAUGGAGGCGGAGGAGCAGCAGCAGCGCGAGCGCGAGGCGGCGGCGGCGGCGGCGGCCGGCGAUGGCGGCGGCGGCACCACCGGGAGCGGCGGGCCCGGCGCGCAGCGAGGGGGGGACGGGGCGAAGAGGAGCGGCGGAGCGCUCGGCUUUGUGGGGCGGCGGAGGGGGGGCAACAAACUGGCCCUGAAAACGGGAGUGGUGGCCAAGAAACAGAAGACUGAUGAGGAGGUGGGUCCUGGGGUCGGUCUGG
Molecule: messenger RNA, 529 nt
Organism: Corapipo altera (White-ruffed manakin)
Lineage: Eukaryota; Metazoa; Chordata; Aves; Passeriformes; Pipridae
Gene: TRIR
Product: telomerase RNA component interacting RNase
Exons: 2
Molecular function (GO): 3'-5' exonuclease activity; 5'-3' exonuclease activity
Source: RefSeq, a predicted model, not a curated record